Molecule: messenger RNA, 582 nt
Organism: Entrophospora sp. SA101
Lineage: Eukaryota; Fungi; Glomeromycota; Glomeromycetes; Entrophosporales; Entrophosporaceae
Source: the annotation of a GenBank genome assembly
AUGGCCUCGACCUUAUCUUCUUCUUCCAAUUAUUCUUCUCCCCAGGUUGUUAUAAGUGUAGCCGAAAAGGGAUUGUCUUUUAGCCCACAAAAUGUUACUGUCGCAAAAGGUGAUACUGUUAAAUUCAAACUAUUUAAAAGUAUGCAUAUAAUUGAUGAAUCCGAUGCACCCGGUCAAUGUGUUAAAUCAACGAAAAUUACAAAGCCAUUAAGUUUGAUUGCAAAUGUGCCUGAUACAACAUUAACUUAUGAAAUUACUAGAGAUAAUGGAUCGAUUUACUAUUUUGAUAGUUAUGCCCAACAUUGUUUAAACGGUAUGUGGGGUAUUAUUACUAUCGAUGAUGCCAACAAAAACAAUCCUAAUAGUGAUCCAACAAAGGCAUCGACAACAGGAACCUCACUAUCACCAAGUGAAGCCUCACCAUCACCAAGUGAAACCUCAGCCAAUAAUACGAGUGGUUCAUUCAAUAAGAAUAAUCUUGUUGUACCGAUUAUACUUGCCUGUGUUGUUGCUGCCGGAAUAGCACUUGUAAUUCUUUAUUGUUUCUUAAGGAGAAGAAGAACCUCUGGAAAAAAAUACUAG